This is a messenger RNA of Vigna unguiculata (cowpea), 1960 nucleotides long. Its product is annotated as MLO-like protein 4. Gene Ontology annotation, cellular component: membrane. Gene Ontology annotation, biological process: defense response. Lineage: Eukaryota; Viridiplantae; Streptophyta; Magnoliopsida; Fabales; Fabaceae. The record is from RefSeq and is a predicted model, not a curated record.
AAGCAUGUGCAUAUUAAUUUUCUGAGGACAAAGUCUCAACAUUUUUGCCUCAGCAAAGCUACCACCAACUCUAUCUCCGCAUCAAUGGCCCAAACUAUGUAAUGCAUUGAAGAGACAAUGCACACUGUAGAGUUGUUUGUUCUUUUCUGAUGUCUUUUUUUCGUUAUAAGCCCCAUUGAAGGACAUAACUUUCAUGACAGUGCGUGUUGUUUUGAGGACGAAUACCAGACAUGGGGGAAGAAAAUGGUGAAGGAAGAUCCUUAGCUGAAACCCCCACCUAUGCCGUGGCAACUGUGAUCGCUGUCCUUGUUUCAUUUAGUUUCCUGUUUCAGGGCACGUUAAAAAAACUGGUAAAGUGGUUGGACAGAACCAAGAGAAAAUCUCUGCUUUCUGCUCUGGAAAAGAUCAAAGAAGAAUUGAUGCUUUUUGGGCUUCUGUCAUUGCUGAUGGGUCAUUGGAUUAUUUUUGUGGCAAAGAUUUGCGUUAAGUCAUCGGUUAUAAGCAGCAGAUUUUUUCCGUGCCCAUUGGAAAAGAAUUCUGUGAAACGUGUUGUCUGGUUGAGUUCAGAAUAUUCAAAUAGAACAGUUGUCAAAGGGCAAGUGAACAAUGGCUUGCGAAAUUAUUGCCCUGAGGGUCACGAAUCAUUGGCUUGUUAUGAAAGUCUUGAGCAGCUGCAUCGCUUUGUGUUUGUUCUUGGGGUCACCCAUGUUACCUAUAGCUUUCUUGCUGUUGCCCUGGCCAUGAUCAAGAUAUAUAGCUGGAGAACAUGGGAAAACGAAGCAAAGACUAUUGCUGUACAAAGCAUUCAAGAUACUUCACAAAGUACAUCAAGCAUAAGAUUGAGGCGGCUUAAUACAUUCAUCUUUCACCAUACAUCCCAUCCAUGGAGUCAUCACAAAAUUCUUGUUUGGCUGCUAUGCUUCAGCCGCCAAUUUUGGAGUUCCAUUCACCGAGCUGAUUACAUGGCAUUGCGCUUAGGCUUCAUUACUAACCACGAUCUUCCUACAACAUACGAUUUCCACAACUAUAUGCUUCGAAGCAUGGAUGAGGAAUUUCGUGACAUUGUUGGAGUUAGUGUACUUCUCUGGGUAUAUGCCAUCUGCUGUAUGUUCCUAAAUUUUCAUGGUAGCAACUUUUACUUUUGGCUUUCCUUCGUUCCAGCAAUAUUGAUCCUCAUUAUUGGUACUAAAUUGCAUCGAGUGGUAGUAAAGUUGGCUGUUGAAAUAAUAAAUCGUUGCCCAAAUUUGAAACCUCACCAAUUUAACUUAAGAGAUGAACUCUUUUGGUUUGGAAAGCCCAGGUUCCUAUUACGGUUAAUUCAAUUGAUUUCCUUCUUGGUAAGUAAUAUUCUGUUUCCAUUUUGCUUUUUCAUUGCUGAUACACUUAUAUUCUUUCUCCCUGUUGUAAUAUUUCAGAAUGCAUUUGAAAUGGCUACAUUCCUAUGGUCUUUGUGGGAAAUUAAAGAUCCUUCUUGCUUCAUGAACAACCGAACCUUUAUUGUGAUUCGCUUGUCAUUCGGGGUCAUCUCCCAAGUGUGGUGUAGCUUUAUAACGUUUCCUCUCUACGUUAUCAUCACACAGAUGGGGUCAAGGUUCAAGAAGACCGUGGUGUCUGAAAAUGUGAGAAAAUCACUCUCUAAAUGGCAGAGAAGAGUGAAGGAGAGACAAAGUUAUUCUUCUGCACUCCUUACUGCAACAUCAAUAAGUGAGGAAGGAAGCUCCUCAGGGACUAAAGAUCUUUGUCUCUCUUAUCUUGAUCAUGUGUCAAGGACUCAAGCAGAUGCAUCAUUUCCAAGCUAUGAAAAUGAUCCUCAUGAUAUAAUCCAUGAUUCAUCUCCUCCAUUGUCUUGAGAUUGCUUAGUGUUAUGAGUUAAAUCGAAAUACUUUAUAUAAUCCAUCUUUAACUUUUGUUCUCUGCAUAACAAAGUGAAAAUGCACACAAUCACGGUUAAACUGAAUAA